AUGCCUAGAGAGGUGUGUACGGAGGAGGAUGUAGUAUUAAUUGAAGAAGUAUCCUUAGAUGAAUGGGGACAAGAGAAUCAGGUGGGUGAAAUAGAGGAGGGGAAUAAAUCCUUGUCUGAUCAGGAAGAGGGUGAAUUAAAUGACAAAGUAGGAAAAGAUAAAGAUUACAUGUCUGAGGGAGGAACUAGUGGAGCAAAGAGCAGAGAUGGAACAAAUGGUCUAAGCACAACGAGAAGCACAAAGCAGGACUUCCAAAGGUAUGGGACAUCCCCGUUUCGCUUCCAACAAAUGUGGGUGGAGCACCAAGACAUUUUUCCAUUAGUCAAAACGAGUUGGGAGGAGGAGGGGCGUGGUAGAGGUUUAGAGAACCUGGCUUUUAAACUGAAACACAAUAAACAUGUCCUCAAAACAUGGAACAAGGAAAAAUUUGGGCAUGUGGAAAUAAUGAUCCGAGAGUUAGAACAGAGUUUUGAAGUUCUAGAUUCUCACCUACAGGAGGGAUAUGAGGAAAUGGUGGAACAGGAUCUGCUCAUAACAAAAAUCGAACUAGAUAUAUGGAAGAAAAGAAAGGAGUCCAUGUUAGAGCAGAAGGCCAAAGCUAAAUGGAUAAGAGAAGGGGAUAAUAACACUCGGUUCUUCCACUCGAUUCUGAAGAGAAGGCAGCAAACUCAAGUGAAUGAAAUGCUCAAAGCUGAUGACACUUCAUUCGAAUCCCUUGAAGCGGUUUAUAAGGGAGCUGUACAAUACUUCCAAAGGUUGUUGGAUCUUAAAUGUGAGGGGGGGCUACUAGACUUAAGUUUAUUUGUGGAUAACGUUAUAACGGAAGGGGAGAAUAAGGAGAUUACUAAGUGCCCCAUAGUAAAAGAUAUUCGGCAAGCUCUCUUCAGCAUUCCAGUGGAGAGUAGUCUGGGACCAGACGGAUUCGGAUCGAGCUUUUUCAGAAAUUGCUAG
Molecule: messenger RNA, 951 nt
Organism: Juglans regia (Persian walnut)
Lineage: Eukaryota; Viridiplantae; Streptophyta; Magnoliopsida; Fagales; Juglandaceae
Exons: 2
Coding region: 1-951 (316 amino acids)
Source: RefSeq, a predicted model, not a curated record